Polyodon spathula (Mississippi paddlefish) is the source of this 3501-nucleotide messenger RNA. RefSeq names its product BTB/POZ domain-containing protein KCTD19-like. NCBI's taxonomy places the organism in Eukaryota, Metazoa, Chordata, Actinopteri, Acipenseriformes, Polyodontidae. The transcript is spliced from 19 exons. Bases 559 to 3411 code for a protein of 950 amino acids. The record is from RefSeq and is a predicted model, not a curated record. Gene Ontology annotation, biological process: protein homooligomerization.
AACAACGCACGCUCGGACAAGUUUGAAAUCCUGGCGGCGCAGGAGUUGUUGAUAAGCGAGAGUGGGAUAAUUGAAAACGCAGACUUGAUCAAGGAUUCACCAGCCAUAGGUAAACACGUCACACACUGUACAGGACGAGGUGCUCACAGCAACACAAAACAAGAGCACUGGGGACGAACUAAAAGAUGAAUCUCAGGCCAGCUGAAGUGCGUGACAAAGGCAGUACAAGCAGGUAUAGGAUUGAUCAUUAAACUCGUUAACUGGGUUAAGCAGUUCAAAUUGGGAGAAAGUUCAAUUUACCCAAAACAACGCUAUGUAAUUUACAAGAACCAAAUUCUGCAUUGGGGCACAGGUACUGUACCUGGACUCCCGCGCUACCUAUUGCAGGCAAAUUGGGGCGAUUUAAAUAAUAAAUAUACCGGCUCGUGAGGAACAGCUUUGAGGCUCGAGACGCAUUCUAAACAAAAACGGAUUUAUUUUUAAGCAAUACCAUCGAUGCAUUCAAACAACAGGGAAAUAAAGUAAAACUACGAAUUUAACGAUAGGAAGAAAUCUUCGAUGGAAGGGGAAGAGGUUUCUCAGAAGUGCUUUCACUUCAAUGUGGGAGGAUGUCUUUUCUCCAUUCCUUUGAACAGGCUAGCUGGUUUUCAGGAAUCUGUCUUGUGGAAAGAAGCGUUCUCUCUGAGCCGGUUCCAAGACUCCAGAUUAUUUAUUGAUAGGGACGGUUGCACCUUCAGGCAUCUGCAUUAUUACAUUCACACAGCCAAACUGGCUUCAUCCUGUGCAUCUGAAGUAAACCUGUUGUCUGAGCAAGCGUCUGUCUUGAACUUAACAUCCUUACUAGAGGCUUUAGAAAAUUUUAAGACUGGAAAACAUUAUUUACGUGCACGUCCUGUAGACGCCCACGUUUCUGAAAGAGCUUCUGUGAAUUACUGGAAAACACGAAUAUGCAAUACCAAGUUACCAGAGCUGAUCAGAAGUCCAGUAUCAACAGGGUUGCAUGAUAAAGCCCCCCUGGGAUUGAUCGGUACACCGUUGUUGGACACUGAUGAAGAGGUUCAUUUUUGCUUUCUUCUACUGGAUUUGGUGAAAAAGUACCCCAGCCUAGUCAAUGAGGACAACUUACUCUGGUUGUGUGAGGAGGUUGUCAUAAUAGAAUGUGGAUGCAGUGAGUUCAGGUUCAUAGCUAAUUAUCUCCAUACUGAGAAUAUUUUACUGCCUGAUAAAUUCACUGAUUACGAAAUCUUGACUAAUGAAGCAGACAUCCUGGGACUUUCUGAAUUAAUACAGGCUGUAAAGGAACACAAACAAAACAGUGGGAUAGACUGUGACUACUAUUCGGUUAACAAGCAAGACACUAGUCCUAGUUCUUUGCCAGCCUGUGCGUCCAGGCCCCUCUAUGUCAUGGUUCUGGAGUUGCUAGUGAAGUACCCUGAUUCAGCACUGGGACAGCUCCAUGUGGACAGCAACUUGGAAGGGAGUAAAGUGUACAUCACUGGCAAAGGUGUUAUCUUUCAGCAUGCCAGGAACUGGUUAGGGACAAGUCGACUGCCACUGACUGAAAACAUAUCUGAGCUGAGUGAACUUUGCAAGUAUGUGGAUAAACAAGACAAUGCUUAUCGGGCAAUGAAAGAUGCCAUUAGGGAGUACCUGAUAAGCAGAAAAGAGACAGCGGUCCAAGAUUCAGAAAUCAGAUCUCUGGAGAUGAGAGGAAAAGCUUGGACUGCUAGUAUUGAAAAUGUCACAGUGUAUCAGAUUGUUAAAAUUUAUAUAGGAACUCAUUGGUAUGCAACUUAUCUGAAAACCCUGUUGAAGUAUCCAGAGCUGCUUUCAAACUUCAAGAAGGUUCGCUGGAUUGCCUUUGGUCAGAGCCUCUACAUCCAAGGGGAUGGACAGAUGUUCCGACACAUUCUCAACUUUCUUCGAGUUGGCAGACUGCUUCUACCAUCUGAAUUCAAAGAGUGGCCCUUACUUUGUCAUGAGGUAGAAGAGUACCAGAUAUCUGUGCUUUCAGAGGCAUUGUAUCAGUGCAGUGCCUAUAGAAUGUGGUAUAAAUGCAGCGAAUCAGGCAGUAAGGUAUCAUUUUCGUCUGGUGGAUCAUUUGACGGUUUUAAGGAAGAUGAAGCUGAGAUAGAGGAGCUUAAAUAUGAGGAGCAAUUAAAUGAUUUUGCAGAAGAAUAUAAUAGACCCCAGAAGACUGAUGGUCAGGAUACAUUAGAUUUAUACAGAAGAGCAGCAUCACCUUACUGGGAUUGUAAGCCACCUACCACAAUGCAAAGCCAGUCCACCAAGACUCUUUCUUACCCUAUAAGUUCCACACCUCACACAAGUUCAGAAGCCGUUCCACAAAAAAGGGCAGCAAAGUACGCUGUAGAGCCUGAGGUACAAUCCAAAGCUCAACUUGCUGCACCGCUAAAGAAACUUGUGAGAUUAGUUGAGAACUGGGGUGCCAACACCAGCGAGUGCAUGUCUUCUUCAUUUCCUGCAGGCAGAAGUACGUCUAAAGGAAGCACAAGCUUGAGCUUUAACACACCUUUAGCACACGCUUUUCUUGGAGAGCAUUUUCCAUCUGAUCGGGGAAUACUGCAGGUACUGAAUACCACUGGGUUUUCAACCUGCUUUUCUAAGCAAGUCUUCGAAGAGUAUCUCAAACGAGGCUCUGCAAUGCAUUCCCUGGCUGAUGCCAGAAAAUGUAGAAACAAAAGCAAAUACACUGGCGUUGUUAGGGCUCCAAAAGUGGAGCUCAGAGCAUAUGGUGAUCCAUUACUGCAGAGGCUUCAUCAUGACAAAACGUGUGCUUCCUUGUUGACUGGUAAUCUGUUGAAUGGAAAGAUGUUCAGAAAGUCCAAAAAACUUCGACAGGCUGAGAAACCGCUCACCUGCAGUGGUUGUAUCAUUCGAGUGGAGCACCCCCCAGUGGUGGUGAACCCCAGCUCAGAGUCGUUCAGAGAAAGUGUCAUUUACACUGUGAACACUGCACACUCAGGUGCAUGUCCACAUAUGCAUCUAGAUGAAAGGAAAGAUCUUCCAGAUAUUGCUUUUAUACAUUUUAAUUUGACGUAUGAAGAAAUCUUAUAUGCCAGAGAAUGCCAUCGUUUUUUGACAGGCCUUAUCUUGGAUUCUAAAAGACUGGAAGACUCAGAGGAAGCUACGAUGAAAAUUGCUAACCUGGUGAACUUGCUUUGGACUCAGCAGAUUCCACCAGAACAGUUUGUUGCAGAUUUACUGAAUAUGGCAUUUUUUAAGAACCAGAAAGAAAUCCAUGAUCAGGUGCUCCAGUGGAUUAAGUUUACAUUGCUUUUUGCGAGGAGGUAUAAUGACUGCAUUGAAAUAUUGUUGAGGGGAUUCUGUAAAUCAGCAGUACUUUUUCCAGAUGAAGACUCAACUCUAUAUUCAUUGCACAAGGAUUGACCGUUGGACAUUCACCUGCAGUGAGACCAGUGCCCUCCAUCAAUCAGCCUGGCUGGCUGGGUUAAAUCUGACUUCUGGAGAGGCGGACAG